UACACCUACCCAAUGUCCCAACAAUUCCACUCCUACAUAUUCCUCAAGAGAAAUGAAAAUAUAUGUCCACAAAGAGACUUAUACAGAACUAUUCAGAGCAGCUUUAUCCACAAUGGCCCCAAACCAGAAACAAAUUGCUAUAUAUCCUUGCCCUUGAAUACUAUUGAGCAAUAAAAAGGAAUGAACUACUGUUAUACCCAACAACAUCAAUAAAUCUCAGAAACAUUAUGCUGAGCAAAAGAAGUGGAUACAAGAACGUACAUGCUGUAUGAUUCCAUUUGUAUGAAAUGCUAGAAAGUUAUACUUAAUCUUUAGUGACAGAGUGCAGAACAGUGUCCCUCUGGGGUGAGGGAUGGUAGGGAUUGACUGCCAAACAAGGGAACUGUUUGGGUGAUGGGAACAUAUGUCUUCAUUGGGGUAGUAAUUCCAUGGUGCAAACAUUUGUCAAAAGUCAUCAAACUAUAAACUGAAAAUGAGCUUAUUUAGUGGCAUAUAAAUUAUACCUCUAUAAAUUUAACAAAAAAAAUACAAUUCAGCAAUACAAAGGGAUGAAGUACUGAUACAUGUUACAUGUAUGAAACUGAAAAACUUUAUGCUUAAAAGAAAGCCAGAUACAAAAUUAUGAUAUAUGUGCUGUGUGAUCCCAUUUAUGAUAAAUGGUCAGGAAAGAUAACUUUAUAGAGACAUAAGUCUGUGUGGUUGCCUGGGGAUUGGGUACAGGGAGUAACUGCAAUUGAGCAUGGGAGAUCUUUUGGAGAUAAUGGAAAUGUUCUGAAAUUGGAUUGUGAUGAUAGUAGUGCAACAUUAUAAAUUUACAAAAUUACUUUAAUUGUAUACUUAGAAUGAGUGAACUUAUGUUAAUUAUAUCUUGAUAAAGCUGUUUAAGGAAGAUAAUUGAGUAUGUAAGCCAGCAAUCACACUCCUUGAUAUUUAUCCAAAUGAGUUUGAAAGUUAUAUCCACACAAAAACUUGCAUUUGGAUGUUUACAGUGCUGUAUUCAUAAAUGCCAAAUCUUGGAAGCAACCAAGAUGUCUUUCAGUAGGUGAAUGGAUAAAUAAAUUGUGGUACCUCCAGACAAUGGAAUAUUAUUCAGCAUUAAAAAGAAAUUAGAUGAGCCAAGCGCUUGGUUCCCACAGGCUGCAGACCUGGUGACCCUGGGGGAAUCUCAGAGUCAAGAAAAUCUCUCCAACAUCUCUUUCUCAACUGCAGAAGUUGUACACGGUAAACUUUGUAUUUCCAAAUGGGAACAAGUAUGAUGGUGACUAUACAAGAACAUCUGGAAUCUUUGAGAGAAAUGGAAUAGGUAUUCAUACCACUCCUAAUGGGAUUAUCUACACAGAAAGCUGGAAGAUGACAAGAUGAAUGGUUUUAGAAGACUUGAACAUUUUUCAGGGGCAGUGUACGAAGGACACUUUAAGGACAAUAUGUUUCAUGGAUUGGGGACAUACACCUUCCCAACUGGAGCAAAGUACACUGGAAAUUUCAAUGAAAAUAGGGUGGAAGGCAAAGGGCAAUAUACAGAUAUCCAGGGACUAGAAUGGUGUGGUAACUUUCAUUUCAUAGCUGCUCCAGGCCUGAGACUAAAGUUCCAUAUGUAGCUAUUCUAAAUUAAAGUUUUAAUGUUGUAAGCUUCCAUUUGUAAGGAAAACAAUUAAAUUUGUCAUCUCAAGUAACUUCAAACACUACCUCUAUUUUAUAAUUUUGCCAAUAAAACCACCACUUACCCUUUUGGGACUUCAUUUUCUAAUUAGUUUGAAAUAAAGUAAGUGACCCAUUUGAGUGUUUCUUCAUUUUAAUACAACAGAACUAUCCAAAUCUUGGCAAAGUCAAUUUCCAAUCCUGUGCCUGAGCUUUGUCAUCUUUAAAAAGUAUAUCUAUGUGUUAAAGGAAACUAUCAAGAAAAUGAAAAGAUGAUCCACAAAAUGGGAGAAAAUAUUUGCAAAUCAUAUUUUUGAUAAAGGUUCCCUUUACAGGAUAUAUAGGGAACAUAUAUAUAAAUUUAUAUAAAUAAAAAGACA
Manis javanica (Malayan pangolin) is the source of this 2018-nucleotide messenger RNA. The record is from RefSeq and is a predicted model, not a curated record. Lineage: Eukaryota; Metazoa; Chordata; Mammalia; Pholidota; Manidae.